Gopherus flavomarginatus (Mexican gopher tortoise) is the source of this 1617-nucleotide messenger RNA. RefSeq names its product ring finger protein 227 (gene RNF227). Gene Ontology annotation, molecular function: ubiquitin protein ligase activity. Gene Ontology annotation, biological process: protein ubiquitination. The transcript has 2 exons. Lineage: Eukaryota; Metazoa; Chordata; Testudines; Testudinidae. The coding region runs from base 74 to 619 and encodes 181 amino acids. The record is from RefSeq and is a predicted model, not a curated record.
GAACGACUCCGAGAGCGCGCGCGCGGCCCCUUCCCCCUGUCGGGUACGGCGGCCGGCGGCGGACACGCCAGCCAUGGACGCGAACGCGGAGGCGGGCGCCGCCGAGCUGGAGUGCGGCAUCUGCUACCUGCCCUACGACCGCCAGGCGCGCGCCCCGCGCCGCCUCGGGCCCGCGCACGGCGCCUGGCGCCGCCCCGCCCCCUGCCGCCACACGCUCUGCACCGCCUGCCUCUGCCGCCUGGCGCGCGACCAGGGCUGGGCGGCGGUCACGUGCCCCUUCUGCCGCACCCCCACCUCGCUGCGCGUGCGCAGCAGGGGCGGGGAGGCGGAGACGAGGAGGCGGAGCAGCAGCAGCAGCAGCCGGCGCCGCUUGGCCCUGCCCCCCGUCGAUCCCGAGCUCUGGAAGCGGAUUGGCCGGCCGGAAGGGGAGGAGGAGGAGGAGGAGCCUGGCGAUGACGUACCAGAGGAGGCGGGCCAAUCGUGGCUGUGGCGGGCGCUGAAGAGGCUCCUGAGAGGAGGCGGCGGCGGGCGCCGCAGUAGCGCGCGGGAGCGGCAGCCAAUCAGCCGCUACAGUCCAGAGAUGAAGGACCUCGCCCUCAUGACCUGCUACAUCAUGUGAGGCUCCAAGGGCUAGUCCCAAGAGCUGGGGCUGGCUGAUCGUCAAAAGGCUUUGAACACUCUUGGGAGAAACCAGCUCUUCCCCCUCUGCAGUGCUGGCUGCGCUUCCCCUCCGGGCAGGUAGUUACUGACAAACUGUCCAGUCUCAUCAGACUCCAUCAGCUCUAUGGGACUCUACCAUAGCACUGGAGCUAGUUCCUGGUUCUCAUUAACCUGCGGACAGAGAUUCACGAGGCACCCGAGAUUGACGUGAUCGCCUGCGGCCUUGACUCAUCGCUGCUUAUCUCCAUUGAAGCAGGGAGACUUGACAGGGGCUGUCGGGUCGAAUCCGCAGCAGUUGGCAGAGGUGUCCCUUCCAGGAGAUCUGACCACCUGUCACCGUGAGGCCUGGUGGCUGAUCAGUUUGGAAGCUGGCACCCCAAUAGCUUGUCUGGUUCUGACAUCUGCAGCCCCUGAAAUGCCUGCGUGUCUGGCUCUUCCAGUCUCCAGCCAGCGAUGCCACUGACCCACCUACCUACCUACCAGCAGAUACUGUAAAUAUCUCUGGUGAAAAGUCCUGUACGGGGAAAACCUGAACCUCAAGUAUUAACAGAUUCAGACAGCAAGGUUAAGUCUGCGUGCUAACGAACUCGUUAAAAAUACCUUCUCAAACCCGUGACCUCUUGGCAAAUCCCAAAGAAAAGCCUAUUGCUGUGGUGGUGGUGCCAAAUUAUCUGCCGACCCUUAUCCUUUACCAUUGCACAAGUUAGCAGCCCAAUCUGCAGGCCGAAUUCCUGUCUGGCCCCAGUUCCACAGUGCUGCAUGUGACUAUAUUGCAUGAGGCGAGGGUUUCAGACGAAGAGGCUGGCUUCUUGGUGCUCUCUGCUAUUGUAGCAUUUCUGUGAAAUGAAUUUCAAUAUGGAAGGGUUUGAAAUAGCGAAUGUCUGCAUCUGUUGUCUUUAAUAUUUGACUAUUGUAACAUAUAUUUAAUUUUAAUAAAUCCUGAGAUGUCAAUGCUCA